Messenger RNA from Sesamum indicum (sesame), 1245 nucleotides. The record is from RefSeq and is a predicted model, not a curated record. NCBI's taxonomy places the organism in Eukaryota, Viridiplantae, Streptophyta, Magnoliopsida, Lamiales, Pedaliaceae.
AUGUCAAAUGUAGUAAUAGAAGUCAUAGACUAUCAAAUUACAUCCAAGGCUGUAUGGAAUGCAGAGUUUACCUUGAAGUUGACUGCAUAUGGAUUUGUACAAUCUGUUCAUGAUCACUGCUUGUUCGUGAAACCAUCCUCCUCAGGUAUUAUGGCUCUAAUUGUCUAUGUGGAUGACAUUCUCAUCACGGGUCCUUCUAUUGAUGAUAUUGCUCGGGUUAAAUGCUAUCUUCAUGACUUAUUCACCAUUAAAGAUUUGGGGGAUGCAAGAUACUUCCUUGGGCUUGAGAUAGCUCGUAGCUCAUCUGGUCUUUACAUUGCUCAGACAAAAUAUACCUUGGAUAUCGUCAGGGACACUGGACUUCUUCAUGCCAAACCUGCGUCAAGUCCUUUUCCUCCUGGACUAAAGUUGGCUGCAGCAUCUGGUACUUUGUUUUCUAAUCCUGGCUCUUAUAGGAGACUUGUUGGACGGCUACUCUACUUGGGAUUUUCUCGACCGGACAUCUCCUACUCCGUCCAACAACUCAGUCAAUACCUCAAUCAACCUUGUGACUCACAUUGGAAGGCGGCGUUACAUGUGGUGCGCUAUCUUAAGGGAUGUCCCGCUAAAGGUCUCUAUUUUCCAGCUGCUAGCUCGUUUAAUCUUCGUGCUUUCUGUGAUGCUGAUUGGGCGUCGUGUUUGGAUUCUAGGCGGUCUCUUACCGGGUACUGCGUAUUCCUUGGGGAUGCAUUGGUGUCUUGGAAAACUAAGAAACAGUCGACUGUUUCUCGUUCUACUGCUGAGUCUGAAUACAGGAGCUUGGCCUCGACGGUGUGUGAACUUCGAUGGAUUUCUUAUAUACUAUCUGACUUCAAUGUUCCUUAUUCUCUGCCGGUUGAAUUAUUUUGUGACAAUAAGGCCGCGUUGCACAUCGUGGCGAACCCUGUCUUCCACGAACGUACUAAGCACAUAGAGUUGGAUUGCCACCUUGUACGCGACGCCUACAAGGAUGGCUUUAUUUCCCCCUCGUUUGUUCCUGGUGUUCUGCAGUUGGCAGAUGUUUUUACAAAAUCUCUACCUUUGAGAUCCUUCUUGUCGCUUAUUUCCAAGUUGGGCCUGGUUUCCUUCGAUCCCAGUCCCACUUGUGGGGGGGCUAUUGGAGUUAGUCAUCACCUUCACCAUCAAUCUAAGUUCCAGCAGCAGCAGCAGCUUCAACACCUUGAUGAGAAUGAAGCAGACGUUGAAGAACUCUUGGAUACAGGGUGA